Messenger RNA from Durio zibethinus, 1472 nucleotides. RefSeq names its product protein LIFEGUARD 2-like. Gene Ontology annotation, cellular component: membrane. The record is from RefSeq and is a predicted model, not a curated record. NCBI's taxonomy places the organism in Eukaryota, Viridiplantae, Streptophyta, Magnoliopsida, Malvales, Malvaceae.
UGAAUAAAUGCUUCCUCGAUUGGCAACAAUAAAAAACAGAGAUAAAAAACAGGACAAGGCCAUGAUCCAAAAUCCCACCCGGUAGUCUAGAAUAUUUGAGAGUCAUCCACGUUUCCUCAGGUUUUUUUGCCUUUUUGGUUUUCCACGAGUCAACAUCAGGCUAACCUUCACCGCCCUUGCCUUGCGCGCAGUUAGAAGACGCAUCAAGAGCCUUCGGCCUACCCAAAACCGCCGCUUUUGUAAUAUCCCCAAAGUUUCCUCCUUUUACGAACUGAAAUUCAACCCCCCAAAAAAAUUCAAAACCCAAAAUCCAGCCCUGAAGUUAGCGGCAGUUUUCAUUCCUUCUUCUCCCAGUUUUUGCAUUUUACUUUGAAUUGAUUUUAAAUUUUUAGGAUGAUGUGGAAUCAGGCCUACCGGAAGAAUGAUGCGGAGGCGGGCGCCAGGCCUUUGUAUCCCACGAUGCUAGAACCGCCGGAGAUUAGGUGGGCUUUUAUCCGGAAAGUUUAUUCAAUCGUUGCCAUUCAAUUGUUGGCUACAAUCGCGGUGGCCGCCACAGUGGUUACGGUUCGUCCGAUCGCUCAUUUCUUCGUCAGCAGUGGGGCCGGCCUGGCUCUUUACAUAGUCCUAAUUGUCACGCCUUUCAUUACUCUUUGUCCAUUGUAUUACUAUCACCAGAGGCAUCCGGUUAACUAUCUUCUUCUUGGAGUUUUUACUGUUUCUCUGGCGUUUGCAGUUGGAUUGACGUGCGCUUUUACCAGUGGGAAAGUUAUUUUGGAGUCCGUAAUUCUAACGGCUGUGGUGGUUGUGGCUCUCACCCUCUACACCUUCUGGGCUGCAAGGAGAGGGCAUGAUUUCAACUUCCUUGGCCCUUUCUUGUUUGGUGCUGUCCUUGUUCUAAUGGUCUUCGCUCUGAUUCAGAUUCUCUUCCCGCUGGGUAGAUUAUCAGUGAUGAUCUAUGGGUGCUUGGCCUCUAUCAUAUUCUGCGGUUAUAUCAUAUAUGACACAGACAACUUGAUCAAGCGUUACACUUAUGAUGAAUACAUUUGGGCUGCUGUAGCUCUGUAUUUGGAUAUAAUCAAUCUCUUCCUUUCACUGCUUACUAUUUUUAGAGCUGCAGAUAGUUAAAGGAUAUCAGAGUGGCUACAAGAAAUUCUUCUUGAUCACCUAAACCUUGAUGUCAUCUUCUUUUUCCCUUUAUUUGCUUUUUUUUUUGUAGAUGUAAAUGUCAAUGAUGUAGAAACGGCCAAAAUCUGUGCUGUCAUACUGAAGUCAUAUCACAGGUGAUUGAAUGCUAGAAUUUGUUUUCCCUGCAUAUUUCAUUGUGCAUGUUAUCUCACAUUUGGAAAGAGUGGCGAUGGAGAGGAAGUCGUGCUCCGACUUUUAUGUUCCUUGCUCUGUGUAAAUCUAGGUUGAUCUGCCAGCAUUUGGGUGUUCACACGAUGGUAGGCAGGCAUAUCAAAUGCAAAUCACAU